Molecule: messenger RNA, 453 nt
Organism: Durio zibethinus
Lineage: Eukaryota; Viridiplantae; Streptophyta; Magnoliopsida; Malvales; Malvaceae
Source: RefSeq, a predicted model, not a curated record
AUGAAGGAUAAUGUAUUGAUAUCAAACGCAGCAGAGGCGAAGAAAACAAGAAGCAGCCGAGGUCGUCAGCGAAUUGAAAUCAAGAAACUAGAAGACAAAAGCAAGCGUCAAGUCACUUUCUCCAAAAAGAACUUUCCACAUUGUGCGGGGGCAGAAGUUGGUAUCCUCACAUUAUCAAAAUCUGGAAGAGUAUACACCAACGAUAAUGUGGAACCGAUUGAGAACAUGAGUCUGGUGGAAUUGCUGGAAUAUGCGAUGGCGCUUAAUGACUUGAAAAAGAACACAAAGGUUAGAGUGGAGGAGCUGAGCAUUCAAAAAUCUACUUGUUUAUGGCAUUAUGUUGCUGAUCAGGAAUUGAACAAGGCACAGUUCUUACAGCAGUUAAUGGUUGGGGGAAAUUAUGAUUGGUGUCGCAACUCUGACAAUUUCACUCUUGUUGAGCAUCGUCAUUGA